UCAGAUUCUGUUUCAUCAUGGGUGACACACACACAUCCAGAGAUGAAGCUUUUUCUCCAGGAUGCAGUUCAGUUCAUCAGAAGAGAUCAGAAGCAGAGUCCAGCUGUGUGUCUAUGAGGAGUGACGCGUCUAUGGAUCAUCCAAUGCAUUUUAAGAGUGGAGAUACACAGACUGAUCUCAGUUCAGUUCAUCAGAAGAGAUCAGAAGCAGAGUCCAGCUGUGCGUCUAUGAGGAGUGACGCAUCUAUGGAUCAGUCAUUAGAUUAUAAGAGUGAAGAUACAACGACUGAUCUCAGGCAUGAAGUCCUCAAGACGUUUAGAUCAAAUGUGCUGAAGAAGUUUGAGCGUCUGUAUGAGGGAACAGCGACGCAGGGACACCCAACACUCCUGAAUGAGAUCUACACAGAGCUCUACAUCACAGAGAGUGAGAGUGGAGAGAUCAGUAAUGAGCAUGAGGUGAGACAGAUUGAGACACAAUCCAGGAGAGCAGCAACAGAGGACACAGCCAUCAAAUGCAGUGACAUCUUUAGACCUUUACCUGGACAAGACAAAGCCAUCAGAACUGUGCUGACAAAGGGAGUCGCUGGCAUUGGAAAAACAGUCUCUGUGCAGAAGUUCAUCCUGGACUGGGCUGAAGGGAAAGAGAUGUUCUGCUGGAUCUCAGCCGCUGUUCUAGAGAAGAUGUUGAGUCUAGCAGAGAGUGGAGAGAUUCCCAAGACUCUCACUCAAAUGUACACACACUUCCUGAUCCUUCAGACCAACAUCAAACAUGAGAAGGACUAUGAGAAGAAGGUGACAGAUGAAGACAUGAUCCUCAAACUGGGGAAAGUGGCUUUUCAGCAGCUUGUGAAAGGUAACCUGAUCUUCUAUGAGGAAGACCUGAGAGAGUGUGGCAUUGAUGUGACAGAAGCAUCAGUGUACUCAGGAUUGUGCACUCAGAUCUUCAGAGAGGAGUUUGGCUUGUAUCAGGGGAAAGUCUUCUGCUUUGUUCAUCUGAGCAUUCAGGAGCAUCUAGCAGCUCUAUAUGUGCACCUCUCCUGUACAAACCACAACAGAAAUGUGUUUGAGCCAGACACCAAACAGAGUUUGUGGUCUAAAGUGAAGGACCGGUUUCAGCUUAUUUUAUUAUCUGAGCUGCAUCAGAGAGCUGUGGAUGAGGCUCUACAGAGUAAAAAUGGACAUCUGGAUCUUUUCCUGCGGUUCCUUCUGGGUUUGUCAGUGGAGUCUCAUCAGAUUCUCCUACAAGCACUAAUGAAACAGACAAGAAGCAGAUCUGAAAGCACUGAGGAAACAGCUGAGUACAUCAAGAAGAAGAUCAGGACCAUUGACUCUCCAGAUAAAUCCAUCAAUCUGUUCCACUGUCUGAAUGAACUGGGUGAUCGUUCACUAGUGGAGGAAAUACAACAGUAUCUGAAAUCUGGAAGAAUAAAGGAAGCCAAACUCUCUUCAUCUCAGUGGUCAGCUGUAGCUUUUGUGUUGCUGACAUCAGAGGAAAAGCUGGACAAAUUUGAUAUUAAUACAUUUGUUGGAGAAAACAAUAAAGCUGAAAAACUGAAUGUUCUUCAGUAUCUGCUGCCUGUGAUUAAAGUUCAUUUGAGAGAUUGUGGCGUCACAGAUGAAGAUUGUGUUGUUCUGACUUCAGUUCUGAGAUCAAACCCCUCACAGCUGAGACAACUGAAUCUGUUUAAUAAAGCAAUCAGAGAUUCAGGAGUGAAGCUUCUCUCUGUUGUACUGGAGGAUCCUCGAUGUAAACUGGAGAAACUGAGGUUGAGUGAUUGUGGCGUCACAGAUGAAGGUUGUGCUGCUCUGGCUUCAGCUCUGAGAUCAAACCCCUUACACCUGAGAGAUCUGAGUCUGUCUCUGAAUAAACUAGGAGACUCUGGAGUCACACUGCUGUCUGCUGUACUGGAGGAUCCUCACUGUAAACUGGAGAAACUGUGGUAA
This is a messenger RNA of Sinocyclocheilus grahami, 1943 nucleotides long. Its product is annotated as protein NLRC3-like. NCBI's taxonomy places the organism in Eukaryota, Metazoa, Chordata, Actinopteri, Cypriniformes, Cyprinidae. Gene Ontology annotation, molecular function: protein binding. Bases 18 to 1943 code for a protein of 641 amino acids. The record is from RefSeq and is a predicted model, not a curated record. The transcript is spliced from 7 exons.